AUGCAGGACAGAUUGUCAGCAAGAGAAAGCGGUGCGAGUGGGGAUCCGCCCUUGAUGACGCUGGCGAGAGCACUGUCCCCCGACAGCCGUCCUAGGACAACGAUUAAGCCAUUUUACUUCCUUUUUAGGGGCCCGGGUCGCGGGAAUGUCCCCUGGGCGACGCCGAGGACUUUCUGCGACGUCUGGAGGACAAGAAUCCCCUCCAAGAGCGCCUGCCGCCGCCUCCUCCUCCUCCACCUCCUUGCUCGGCGCCCACGCCCUCGUCCCCCGCGGAGGGCGUCGGAGGGUGUUCGCGGCCGCCGCGCCCACCCGUCGGCCCGGCCCUUCCUGGCCCCGCACGUGUACCCCGGCAGCGGCGCCGCGAACCACGGGGCGAGCUCGAACCCCGUGGGGAGCGCUGGCGCGCCGAGACACGUCCCCGACGCCGCCGCCGCCGCCGCGUCGUCCUCGUCGUCCUUCCUCUGCCGGCUCUGCUCGUACACCGCGAGGGACGUGGUGGACCUCCUGGCGCACAACCAGCAGCACAAGUGGGACGAGGAGCUGCACCACCAGCAGGCGAGCUCCGAGGCGCGGCCGCAGAGGAUCUUCAAGUGCCCGUACUGCGACGUGCAGGUGAAGGGGCGGAAGGCCAUCGAGAUCCACGUCAUCAACCACUCGGCCGGCGACGAGGGCCCCGAACGCCUCUACUGGUGCUCCUUCUGCACCCUCAAGUGCCGCUCGGCGCCCGGCCUCUCGUCGCACCUCAAGCGCCACGCCUACCAGGGCGACUUCUAG
This is a messenger RNA of Penaeus vannamei (Pacific white shrimp), 774 nucleotides long. The record is from RefSeq and is a predicted model, not a curated record. NCBI's taxonomy places the organism in Eukaryota, Metazoa, Arthropoda, Malacostraca, Decapoda, Penaeidae.